Messenger RNA from Zingiber officinale, 2278 nucleotides. RefSeq lists its product as uncharacterized. The coding region runs from base 1342 to 2157 and encodes 271 amino acids. The transcript has 4 exons. Lineage: Eukaryota; Viridiplantae; Streptophyta; Magnoliopsida; Zingiberales; Zingiberaceae. The record is from RefSeq and is a predicted model, not a curated record.
CAGAGCCAUCCAAGGAAGAAGACUUGAGUUAGUAAACAAUGAAGCAAAGUCGUUUAAGAUGGUGAGAUGAGUAAACAAGAGCACUUAUAGGGAAAAUUAGUGGUCUGCACCUGGUAAUACUCUGGUUUCCAACUUUUGGAAUUGCAUGGUUAUUGACAUUUAUCUUUAGUCGUCGGACUGAAAAGGUUGGAUCAGUCACUCACUUUUUGGACCAAAGAUCCAAGUUGCUUAGAUAAAAACAGCCUUCUACUGUUGGUCUAUAUGAUUGGAUCGAUGUUCACCCCAUGGCCGCUCAAAUUGGCUUUUGAUGGCCUAAGCAGCGACGGGAUGAUGAUGAACACGCGCAUUCUGUAAUGGUUGAAAAGAAAAAUGCAAGCAUCCAAUUUUGCAGGCCGGCCCAGAGGGGUUAAGACUUGAUUGUUAUUGUAUCCAAUUUUGCAAGCAAUAGAUAUAUGCAAUGAGCUAAAGCUGUACGCAACCUCAUGGAUCUAGACAAGCAAGAAGGUAGAAAGCGGUAAUUCUAAAGGCAUCUCGUGGAUCAUGACACCUCUUUUCUCUUCUGCCCCUCUGAUUCAAUUAACCACUCCUGUUCUAGUCAGUUGAGUUGAUAAGCAUGGCCUUUGAUAGCCAUGGCCAUUGCUAGACUUGGUGGCCAAGUAGGUGUGUUCAAGAUAGUUAGGCAAGCGAGCACCCAAAACACUAGGGCAAAUGGUGGAGGCUUUGACAAAGGUGAGAAGCCAGGGGGAAGCCAUCUAAUCGCCUACAACACGACAGAAUGAUGAGUUUUUGGACCAUCCUCUUGUGUGGGAUCUAGAUGUCUAGAUCCCAUCACAAAUCUACCACAGAAGAGACAGGUGUUGUUUCCUUGUAAGAACAGGAGGCCUCGUCAUGAAAAGAACUUCUCAAAGGCCCAGUAUGAUAGAAGUAUUCUAAACAGAGAAAUUCUACAUUAAAACCAUCAGUGGAAGCACAAAGGUGAAGUCAAGAACUCAUUGUUUCCCAAUUGGGAUAACGGGAAAGCCAUCUAAUUUAUGAACGAAAAGGAAGCCUUGUUUCGAAGUUAAGCUGCACAAAUUUCAAGGAGCAGCUGAAGCCAGUGGAUAGAUAGCCUGAAAUGGGCGACACUGAGCAAUGCUCCCAUAACCAAUGCAGAGUUCAUGACCCCCCUUGGCCUUGCCGACUUCUUCGAUCUUGUAGUUGUUGGCAGCUGGUGUCAUAGAGCCAAACCAUUUCCUGAUCAUUACCUCAAGGACAACACAUUUGUGUUUGAGGUUGGUGAUCUUUCUUGUUGGGCGAAGCUCAAGAGCAAGAGAGCAACGCCGAGAGGUCGCAGCAGAGCCUAUGACUUGCAAGAGCCACCCAAUCGAGAGCGGCGCCGGCGUCUGCGCCACCUGCCUCCGUGAACGUCUGAACUCCGUAGCCGCCGACACAGAGCAUUUAGAGGAGCCAGAUCCUAUCCCUUGCUCCGCCCCAUCCUCCGCCGCCGCUGGCCUGGCGCGGCUCUCCCUUCUCUCGGCCUUCUUCGGCCGCCUCGAUCACAACCACGGUCGCAGAGGAGACGGCGGAGAGGGGAAGACGCACAACUUUCGCAAGUCCACCUCCUGGCUCUCCUCCCUCCUGAACCGCCGCCGCCGGAAGAAAAAGCUCCCCGGUCCUGUCUCCGCCGACGCUGCCGCCGCCGUUGUGUCGGACCGGGGAAUGACGCCAGAAGACCAUUAUACGAGAUUCUCGAAUCCUCCGAUGUCACAUUUGAUGAGGGCAGUAGCGGGCUCCGACUUGGUGAUUUCGCCGGAAAGCGGGCGUCCCGACGACGAUUCUCCGCGGCCGCUUCCGUCCCAUACGAAGAGAACGAAGUCCGAAUCGUACCGGGGAAUGUCUCCACGAUGGGCGUCCGAAUCCUCCGCUCCUCCUUGGCUCAUGAAGCCGCUUCCGGCGAGGCGUUCAGCGACGGAGCGCCCCGGCGGCGAACUGGCUGGUUUCGCCCUCUGCUUCCGCCCGCUGGUAACUGCGAGCCCGGCUCGGCAGAAUUUUCAGAUAGCGGGGGUCGGAUUCUCCGGCGCCACGAUUAGAGUCUCGCCGCUCGGGCCGCCCCAGCGCCGCCGCGCGUCGACCGGGGGCGGAAUGCCCCGCCACUACGGUGCCAUUGAGUUCGAGUGAGUUACACGCUGGUCAACUUAUGUUAAAAUUUUUCAUUCCACCUCAAAAAGUUUUUCAAUUCCAAUAAGAGUCCUGUAACUUUUAUUUUCUGGCUUUUCCCUUCAUAAUGCUAUAAUUAAUC